Molecule: messenger RNA, 1227 nt
Organism: Plasmodium falciparum 3D7
Lineage: Eukaryota; Apicomplexa; Aconoidasida; Haemosporida; Plasmodiidae
Gene: CWC24
Product: putative pre-mRNA-splicing factor CWC24
Molecular function (GO): metal ion binding
Source: RefSeq, a predicted model, not a curated record
AUGUUUAAGAAAAGGUUUGUAGGUAAUGUGAAGAACAGGAAAAAAACAGAAGACAUAAAAGAUGGCGAAGAUAAAGAAAAGCAAGAAGAAGAAGAAAAAAAAACAAAUGAAGAAAAUACAAAGAAAGAGAAUGAUAAUUCAAAUGAUUCUUCUUUAAUGGACGCAAAUGAUAUGUUUAAUAAAAAAAAAAGAGUAUUAGAAGAAGAUCAUGAAAUUAGUGAUGAUGAUGUGGUAUGUAAAUAUUUUUUUAAGAAGAAAUUAAAAAAAAUGAAUGAAGAGAAUUCAUUACUUUUAAGAAAAAAACAAAAUAAAUUAAUACAUUGCAAAAGUGAAGAUAUUACCCAAUCAAAUACAUUAACAGAAGAUAGAAUAUAUAAGGGUGAUUUUAGUGGCUCGAAAAAUUAUGGAUCAUAUGAAAUAGAUCAAGAUAUAAAGAAUGAUCAUAGAUCUAUAAUGGAAAGGAAUAUAAAAAUAGGUGAAGAAAUAUUAAAAGGAAACUUAAAAGAUAAUAUAUAUAGAGGAAAAGAUGCCCAUGAAAAAGCUAUAAUGAUUAAAAAAGAUAGUUUAGCAAAAAACAAAUAUACUGGGUUAUAUGGACCUGUACGUAGUAGUGGUUCCAAUGUUAGAGUUACUCUACGUAUUGAUUAUGAACCUUGUAUAUGUAAAGAUUAUAAAGAAACUGGAUAUUGUGGUUUUGGUGAUACAUGUAUUUAUUUACAUGAUCGAAGUGAUUAUAAAAGUGGAUGGAAAAUCGAACAAGAAUAUGAACAAAAACGAAAAAGAGAUGAAGCAUUAAGAAAAGAAAAAAUGGAAAAAUGGAAUGAAAAGAUGUUAAAGAAAUUAAAAGAAAAAGAAGAAAGAUUAAAUAAUCAUCAUAAUAAUCUAAAUGAUAAUAAUAUAAAUAAUGAUCAAUAUUCUGAUGAACAUGAAAAUAAUUCAAAUCAAUCUAAUUUAUCUUCUUGUUCACAUAAUGAUAAUAAUUCAGACACAAAUUCAGUGGAUAGUGAUACUUCUCUUCCAUUUGCAUGUAUAAAAUGUAAAAAAAAAUGGAAAAUAGAAAUGAAUCCAAGUGUUACUGAAUGUAUGCAUUAUUUUUGUGAAAAAUGUUUUAUUGAUAUGUUUCAAAAAAAUAAAAAAUGUUUUAAGUGUGGUUUACAACUUAAUGGUAUUAUGAAUACGGCCCAAAAUAUUAUUGAUAUAUUAAAUAAGAGAAAAACAGUAAAAUGA